AUGGGGUCUUCACGACCGCUUUUGUUUCCUACGCUAGCAGUUCAAGACCUUAAACUUACGGACGUUGAAACCAUUUUCCAUCUCACCCAAGCUACGAAUACGGACUGGGACCAGUUUCGGGUCUCAUUUGAGGUUCCCGACGACUGCAGUAUGAUCCGUGCGCAACGUCGAUAUGAGGGAAGGGCUAACUGCACGGUUUUCGGUCUCUCGACGGAUAAUGAGCAGUUCCAUUUCCUUCGAAUCAAUAAUAAAGGCGAAGGCUCAGACGCCCGGAUCAAUGAACUCGAGCAGAUCCAGCGUAGUGAGAAGAAACUUGAAACUGCUCAUGAGAACGACAAGCUUAAAAAUGUUCUUGAGCGAUACCGUGACCGCUAG
This is a messenger RNA of Penicillium expansum, 375 nucleotides long. RefSeq lists its product as uncharacterized. The coding region runs from base 1 to 375 and encodes 124 amino acids. The record is from RefSeq and is a predicted model, not a curated record. The transcript is spliced from 3 exons. NCBI's taxonomy places the organism in Eukaryota, Fungi, Ascomycota, Eurotiomycetes, Eurotiales, Aspergillaceae.